Messenger RNA from Phaeoacremonium minimum UCRPA7, 840 nucleotides. RefSeq names its product putative telomere length regulator protein. The coding region runs from base 1 to 840 and encodes 279 amino acids. Gene Ontology annotation, biological process: telomere maintenance. Gene Ontology annotation, cellular component: nucleus. The transcript has 2 exons. The record is from RefSeq and is a predicted model, not a curated record. NCBI's taxonomy places the organism in Eukaryota, Fungi, Ascomycota, Sordariomycetes, Togniniales, Togniniaceae.
AUGCUGGAAUCAACUAUCCAGCAGCUCGCUGGUGCUGAUGGAUUGUCGAAGCUCAAUGCAUACAGAACACUUGUAGAGGCCCUGAGAGCAUCGAAUAGCCUCCCUGAUCGUAUUGCCUUGCAAGACAGGAUGAGCCUUUUCACACAAUUCAUACAACGCGACAUCACAGCCAAGACAGCCACAGGAUCACCCGAUACGCAGCUGAUCAUCGCUGCCUUGACCCUCCUGAAUACAUUCCUGCAUUUCCCAGGCAUUGCAUCUACACUGCCGAACGAUUUCGGCAUUUUCAUUGUAGAUCAUUGUAUUCGAUCAUUCGAGGAUGGCCAAACUUCCAAGGAAAUUGCACGGCAUUUGAUGCAACUGAUGAGAUCUCAGAACUUUUCUCCCAAGGUCAUGACUUCAGACCGUGUUGGACGCCUGGUCACAUCCCUCAACAAGAUUGAACAGCAUCUGCAGGGCAAGAGCAUUCUGAUGUAUCGCAUCUGCAUCUACCAGAGACUUGUCAAACAAUGCAGGCAGCUGAUGAUUACUCACUCGGACUGGAUGCUUGAUAUGUUUACGGAUAUGCUGAGCACUAUGAAAGAGAUCAGGUCUGCAGCCAUUGGGCUUGGCUUAGAGGCUGCGUUCAUCCUCGGCAGAGAGAAGACAGUGACCAAACGGGUGACUGACAUCCUGAAGUUCACGCGAGGAGAAGAGAAGAAGAAGUACAUCGAUUUCUAUGCCGAAAGACUUACGGAGAUGGCCAAUGAUGACACAGAAAAGCUUGCCGUUCCGCGGAUUUGGAGCGUCGUCAUCCUCUUUCUCGCCGACUCGGAUAAGAAAUGGGAGACUUUCAAGUAA